Messenger RNA from Fragaria vesca subsp. vesca, 1585 nucleotides. Its product is annotated as DNA polymerase III subunit epsilon-like. Gene Ontology annotation, molecular function: 3'-5'-DNA exonuclease activity; nucleic acid binding. Bases 291 to 1304 code for a protein of 337 amino acids. The transcript is spliced from 4 exons. NCBI's taxonomy places the organism in Eukaryota, Viridiplantae, Streptophyta, Magnoliopsida, Rosales, Rosaceae. Gene Ontology annotation, cellular component: cytoplasm. The record is from RefSeq and is a predicted model, not a curated record. Gene Ontology annotation, biological process: DNA catabolic process.
GGGUGCAGCAAGGAAGGCGUUUUCCGAAGAAAAGGAUAGAGUGCAAGUAGAGAGAGGGAGAGCCAAAACCGGAUCGUGCACGCGAUCCGCAACCUUCUCUUCAGCCAUUAGUUUCAUUACCACUCUCUCAACUCCACACGACUCAUUUUCCCUUCCAUUCUAUAAAACCAAACAACUUCAUCUUUCACGUUUUGUCCAAAUGAGCUUCGUUUCGUCUAGUUGAAUUUACAAGGUCUGCCAAUUGCUUUUAAUUAGGUUGUGAACUUCCCUUUGAUGAUCAUUGAGUUGAGAUGAGAACCUUUUCUUUAUCAAGAGUUCCCAGAUGUGGGCUUUUUAACUUGGCUCAAUUUUGGGGUGACAACUUCCACAGUUCGAGUAGGACUUGUGGAUACAGUUGUAAUUCUAAGCUGCAUAGCUUCAAAAUUUAUGCCCUUGAUGGAGGAAACAGUAGGAAAUGGACUAGAAGGCCUCUAACAACAAAUACAGAAGGCAGAAACAAAACUGCCCAGCACAGUAGUCCCAGCACGAUUAGGCAUGAAUUGUUGAAUGUAACAGCUUCAACAAGUGCUACAAUAAAUAUAAGUAAAGUCGACACAAGUCAAUAUGAAAAGAUUCAACAUCAUGACAUUCGAGAACUGAUUGCUGAGAAUGGAGAUUUAGCCAGUCUAGUGACAGUUAUUAUAUUUGAUAUUGAGACUACUGGGUUUAGUAGAACAGAUGAUCGAAUCAUAGAAAUUGCACUUCAAGAUCUUCAAGGUGGUGAAAACAGUACUUUCCAGACACUGAUAAACCCCGAACGUGAUGUCCCCUGGAAUACAACCAAAAUUCAUGGAAUUGCUACAGAUAUGGUCAGAAAACCUAGUGUUCCAAGGAUGAAGGAACUUAUACCAAUCUUACUCAGCUAUAUCAAAAGCCGUCAAAAGCCGGGCGGUUAUGUAAUGUUGGUUGCUCACAAUGGUCGUAGUUUUGAUGUGCCCUUUCUCCGUAGUGAGUUCUCUCGUUGUGGCGUAGAGUUUCCUUCAAACUGGCUGUUCGCAGACAGCCUUAUUAUGGCACGGAAAGCAAUGAAGUCUGCAGGAUCAGAAGCUUCUUCAAAAUCAUUAAAAUUGCAAGACCUUCGUGUGCACCUUGGGAUCCCAUUGGUUGGUUCAGCUCACAGAGCCAUGUCAGAUGUGGUAGUAUUGUCAAAAGUGUUUCCAAUGUUAACUUAUAUUCUGAAACAGACACUUGCCAACGUCGUGGUUGAACAUUCUUUCUCUCUUUCGGACAUUGACAACCCGAAGAAGAAGAAGAGUUCUAGGUAGGAUACGCCCCAGCUUGGUACUAAUACAUUUUCUUUGUAACCUAUUAUCAAAUGAUCAGUGGAUUUUAUGGGAUGCCUCUUGAAGAGCUUGAGGUUAGAAUUCACGAUUCCUCGAGGAUGUCAAUGACUCCAGUUAGGGUAGGGUCGAAAAAAGAAAAAUGGUGUACCAUUGUAAUUGUAAUACAUUCUUACAGAUAGUCAUUUAUUCAAUGACCACAAUAAUCUGAUGUAUGCCUCUGUUGGAUGUGAUUUACAAUGACAGAAUAACAAGUACUUCACAAC